AAGUUGUUCCACUUGAUUGCUCAGUUUGCCUCUUUGAGUCAGUGGUGGCGGGGGAAUUAUAAAGGUGAUGAAGGUGCAGCCAAGUCCCAUUUAGCGCGUGCCAGAUUUAAGCUGAUUUAAAGCUGUGCAGACUGACUCUGAAACUUUCUUUGCACAAAAGAAGAGUUUUGGAAAAAUUUGCUCAGUUUUUUUCCAGCAGUGUGUGCCUGGCUCAGGAAACCUGCUGAGGUGUGCUCACCUUGCAAAGGCAACAUGGUCAGUGGUGCUUUGCAGAUUGCCGGGCUGCUCGUUGGUGGCAUUGGCAUGAUUGGGACAUUCGCUGUCACAGGAAUGCCUCAGUGGAGGGUGUCUGUCAUCGAGAACAACAUCAUCGUGUUUGAGACCAUUUGGGAAGGCCUGUGGAUGCACUGCAUCAGGCAAGCCAACAUCAGGAUGCAGUGCAAGGUCUACGACUCCGUGCUGGCCCUCUCGCUGGACCUGCAGGCAUCCAGAGGGCUGAUGUGUGCUGGGUCAGUGCUCUCUUUCCUCGCUUUCAUGGUUGCCGUUAUUGGGAUGAAGUGCACGCAGUGUGUGCAGAGCAGCUGGCAAGCCAAGGGCUAUAUUAUUCUGACAGCUGGGCUCCUCUUCAUCCUCUCGGGUGCCGUUGAGCUCAUUCCAGUCUGCUGGGUUGCCAACACUAUCAUCAGUGACUUCUACAACCCCAUGGUCAACGUUGCACAGAAAAGGGAGCUUGGGGAUGCCCUCUACCUGGGCUGGGUAGCUGCCUUCUGCCUCAUUGCUGCUGGAGCCAUAUUCUGUUGCUUUUGCUGCUGUUGUGAGAAAACCAGAAACCACGGAUACUCCGCACCAACUCACUGUCCUACUUACAGCCAGCAUCUGCACAAGACGACCGAAAGCUCAUACUCCAAAAGUCAGUAUGUCUAGAUGCCUUCUGCCUUCCCCUAUUU
This is a messenger RNA of Phalacrocorax carbo (great cormorant), 947 nucleotides long. The record is from RefSeq and is a predicted model, not a curated record. Lineage: Eukaryota; Metazoa; Chordata; Aves; Suliformes; Phalacrocoracidae.